Molecule: messenger RNA, 2046 nt
Organism: Strongylocentrotus purpuratus (purple sea urchin)
Lineage: Eukaryota; Metazoa; Echinodermata; Echinoidea; Camarodonta; Strongylocentrotidae
Product: phospholipase B1, membrane-associated
Exons: 14
Coding region: 131-1471 (446 amino acids)
Biological process (GO): phospholipid metabolic process
Cellular component (GO): brush border membrane
Molecular function (GO): phosphatidylcholine lysophospholipase A1 activity; A2-type glycerophospholipase activity; retinyl-palmitate esterase activity
Source: RefSeq, a predicted model, not a curated record
GCCCGGAGAAACAAAAACACUACAAAUAUUUAGAUGUUUGUGUCAUUUAUAGAUUAAAGCUUUGACAGCGAAGGAAUUAUUUGCUGCGUGACUUAAAUUUUGUUUAGAUAUUACAUACACAUUUUUGAGAAUGUCGAGAGCGUUGACGAGUUCGAUUUUCUUGUUGGCUUUACUUUUCCAUCUCAGCUACUGGCAAGCACUCGGAGAUGAGCGAUUUGAAGAAGCAUACUCCAAUCUGGUCGAGGGCUUGAAAGAGAUCAUGGUAGACUGGAACGAGACGCUCCCGAAGCUUCCCGGCUUUGAGUGUUACAAGAACAGGCCGAUUGGUGCACCUGCGUUAGGUAAAAAUCUUGAAUUCCCGUGUACAGUCACCAUGCCUUCAGAUGAGAUUCCUACAUCUGUACAUCGGCUACGCCCGGCAGACAUCAAUGUCAUAGGUGCAAUGGGGGACUCCUUAUCGGCUGCCAACGGGGCUGGAGCAUGUUUCUUGCCAGAAUUAGCUCUAGAAUACAGGGGUCUAACAUUCAGUCACGGAGGAGAUGAAGGUUUUGAAACAAAUCCAACUUUAGCCAAUGUUUUGCGGAAGUUUAACCCUGCUCUGAAGGGGUACGGAUGGGGGACAGGUCGAUGGGACUCCGAUGAAGCGGGCAUGAACGUCGGCUACCCCGGGGACAAGGCUAAUGACAUGCCUCAUCAGGCGGACUGGUUGAUCGAAAAGAUGAAAGCCGAUCCCAACAUCGACUACGAGAACGACUGGAAAGUGGUGACGCUCUUCAUCGGAGGAAACGACCUGUGCGCCUGGUGCAAAAACAUUGUGUACUACGCGUCUGACAACUACGUCAACUUCAUUCACGAGUCGCUAAUGACUCUGCAUGACCAGAUGCCGAGGACAAUCGUCAAUGUAGUGGGACUCUUACAAGUUUACCAAGUGGAGAUUUUGAGUAGCACAAUAUGCGAUUUUAUCCAUCAGGGGGUUUGUUCGUGUGGGAUGUUCUUGACUCCUGAUGAGCUGGCAGAAUUCGAAGCCAUGAACAGACAAUAUCAGGUGAAACUAACGGAGGAUAUUAACAGUGGGCAGUAUGACGACAAAGACGACUUCACGGUGGUUUUACAACCUUUUCUUCAAGAGACAGCCGUGCCUAUGACAGAGGAUGGAGACCCAGAUUUCUCAUACUUUGCCCCAGAUUGCUUUCAUUUCAGUGCAAAGGGGCAUGCGCAGUGUGGAAUCGAACUUUGGAAUAACAUGAUCGAACCUGUUGGAAACAAACGUGUGACUUGGGAUCCUACAGUGACCGAUAUCUCUUGCCCAACUGAAGAGUUCCCUUACAUCUACACAAACCUGAACAGCCAACCUGAAUAUUGGGAGGCCACAACACCCGCCCCUCCGGCUGAGGGCGGUGCCAGCAUCACUCACUUCUCUCGCGUGUUUGUUUUCUGUCUCCUGUGCAUUAUAGAUUUACUCAGGGACUAAAAAGUAUUCUUGAAAUGAACGGACUGAUUGAAUUCUAUACUAGAGAAAUCGAUAAGGAAAAUUAAAAAAAAUUCUUGUACAUAAUACAAUUUUGCAUGAUAUUUCCAUUUUAAUAGUGGUAAAAACCUAUCAAUUAUUGAGUGCAGUCCUGCAUAUUCUAUUAUUAAUAUUAUAGUGAUGUUUCAUAGUUCAUAUAGACUCCUUCAUGUCAUUAAUUUGUUUUUUGCUUUAUACGAAUGUUAUGAUAUAAGAAAAAAUACAAUUUUAGUAGGUAAUCUGAAUUUAUCAAAAACAAUUACCUAAUGCUGCAUUCAUAAUUAUUAAAGUUUGAAAUGAUUUAGUUCAGUUUGCAGACUUUCCAAAUUGUUGUUAUAAUAGCAUGUAUAUAUACGAAAUGUAGAUUUGUAGUUUGUCUUGAACUGGAAUUAUAGAAUUAUUGACAGACACUGUAUAAUGCAUCGUAUUGCUAGUAAAAAUCGGUUUUAUGUAGACAAGUAUCACUUCAAAUAUCAAUGAAAUGUAUAUAGGUACUGAUGUUCUAUUACAUAUUGUUAUAUGUUCAUGGCAUAAUUUAA